Molecule: messenger RNA, 4889 nt
Organism: Electrophorus electricus (electric eel)
Lineage: Eukaryota; Metazoa; Chordata; Actinopteri; Gymnotiformes; Gymnotidae
Gene: kpnb1
Product: karyopherin (importin) beta 1
Biological process (GO): protein import into nucleus
Molecular function (GO): small GTPase binding
Source: RefSeq, a predicted model, not a curated record
ACUGCGUCGGCGCGUGAUGUUCUUCCGCGGGAGUCUAGCGCGCGGCCCUUUCCCUCCCGACAACACAGGAUGAGAACAAGCUGCUAAAAAGGAGCUGUUACCCCGCGGAGCGCUUGAAUACAGGCGGCAGGCAUCGAAAACUCCAUCGACAAACCCCCGAAAGUGGACGUUUGUCGGGGUUUCUUUUUUCCAGCACGUUUCCUCAACUUCCUUACUUUCAUUUCCCAUUGGUGUAACACACCGAGGAAAUAUAAUCUGGUUUGAGUUGUGCGCGGCAAUCUAACUAGCCAGCUAGCGACUACUUCUGUGAAGAGUGGCUGGGACAGAGAAUGGAGCUGAUAACAAUCCUCGAAAAAACCGUCUCCCCAGAUCGACAUGAGCUGGAGGCGGCACAGAAGUUUUUGGAGCAGGCGGCGAUUGAAAAUUUGCCCACUUUCUUGGUGGAGCUCUCUAAGGUGUUGGCCAACCCAGGGAACACCCAGGUAGCCCGGGUUGCUGCUGGUCUUCAGGUGAAGAACUCCCUCACAUCCAAGGACCCAGAUGUGAAAGCACAGUACCAGCAGAGAUGGCUGGCCAUCGACACCAACGCCCGCAGGGAGAUCAAGAACUAUGUGCUGCAGACCCUGGGCACAGAAACAUACAGACCCAGCUCGGCAUCCCAGUGUGUGGCAGGCAUUGCAUGUGCUGAGAUCCCGGUCAGUCAGUGGCCUGAACUCAUCCCCCAGCUGGUUGCCAACGUGACCAAUCCUAGCAGCACGGAGCAUAUGAAGGAGUCCACACUGGAGGCCAUUGGUUACAUCUGCCAGGACAUAGACCCAGAGCAGCUCCAGGACAGCGCCAACCAGAUCCUCACCGCCAUCAUUCAGGGCAUGAGGAAGGAGGAGCCCAGCAACAAUGUCAAACUUGCUGCCACUAAUGCACUGCUCAACUCUCUAGAGUUCACCAAAGCCAACUUUGACAAGGAGACUGAAAGACACUUUAUCAUGCAAGUUGUCUGUGAAGCCACACAAUGUCCAGACACCAGGGUCAGAGUGGCAGCAUUGCAGAACCUGGUGAAGAUCAUGUCCUUAUAUUACCAGUACAUGGAGACAUAUAUGGGGCCAGCACUCUUUGCAAUUACAAUAGAAGCCAUGAAGAGUGAUAUUGAUGAAGUUGCUUUGCAAGGAAUUGAAUUUUGGUCCAACGUGUGUGAUGAAGAGAUGGAUUUGGCAAUUGAAGCCACAGAGGCAUCGGAGCAAGGGCGCCCCCCUGAGCACACCAGCAAGUUCUACGCAAAGGGAGCUUUACAGUACUUGGUUCCCAUCCUCACACAGACGCUCACCAAACAGGAUGAGAAUGAUGACGACGAUGACUGGAACCCGUGUAAGGCUGCGGGCGUGUGCCUCAUGCUGCUAGCCACCUGCUGCGAGGAUGACGUCGUACCCCAUGUGCUACCCUUCAUCAAAGAAAACAUCAAACACCCUGACUGGCGCUACCGCGAUGCCUCCGUCAUGGCAUUCGGCUCAAUCCUGGAGGGCCCUGAGCUCAACCAGCUCAAACCACUUGUCAUCCAGGCCAUGCCUACACUGAUUGAGCUGAUGAAGGACCCCAGUGUGGUGGUGAGGGACACCACGGCUUGGACGGUGGGCCGCAUCUGCGACCUUCUGCCAGAAGCUGCUAUUAAUGACCUCUACCUGGCCCCUCUGCUCCAGUGUCUGAUCGAAGGGCUCGGCGCUGAGCCCCGUGUGGCUUCCAAUGUGUGCUGGGCGUUCUCGAGUUUGGCUGAAGCUGCAUACGAGGCCACAGAUGCUGCCGAGGAUCAGGAGGAGCCCAGCACAUACUGCCUCUCCUCUUCAUUCGAGCUCAUCGUCCAGAAGCUUCUGGAAACCACUGACCGACCGGACGGACAUCAGAACAACCUGCGCAGUGCCGCAUACGAGGCCCUGAUGGAGAUAGUCAAGAACAGCGCUAAAGACUGCUACCCUGCCGUACAGAAGACCACGUUGGUCAUCAUGGAGCGCCUGCAGCAGGUUCUUCAGAUGGAAUCCCACAUCCAGAGCACGUCAGACAGAAUCCAGUUCAACGACCUCCAGUCGCUGUUGUGCGCUACGCUACAGAACGUUCUGAGGAAAGUGCAGCACCAGGACGCGUUGCAGAUCUCAGACGUGGUCAUGGCCUCUCUACUGCGCAUGUUCCAGAGCACGGCAGGCUCGGGUGGUGUGCAGGAGGACGCCCUCAUGGCCGUCAGUACUCUGGUAGAAGUUUUGGGCAGUGACUUCUUGAAAUACAUGGAUGCCUUCAAACCCUUUUUGGUUAUCGGACUUAAGAACUAUGCUGAAUAUCAGGUGUGUCUAGCUGCCGUGGGUCUAGUGUGUGACCUCUGCAGGGCCCUGAUGGCCAACAUUUUGCCUUACUGUGAUGAAAUCAUGCAGCUGCUACUAGAGAAUCUGGGUAAUGAGAAUGUCCACAGGUCUGUGAAGCCUCAGAUCCUGUCUGUGUUUGGUGACAUUGCCCUGGCCAUUGGAGGAGAGUUUAAAAAGUACUUGGAGGUUGUGUUAGACACCCUGCAGCAAGCUUCACAGGCACAGGUGGACAAGACAGACUACGAUAUGGUGGACUAUCUGAAUGAGCUGAGGGAAGGUUGCCUGGAGGCCUACACAGGCAUCAUCCAGGGCCUGAAAGGAGACCAGGAGAAUGUGCACCCUGAUGUGAUGCUGGUGCAGCCACGGGUGGAGUUCAUCUUGUCCUUCAUCCACCAUAUUGCAGAAGAUGAGGACCACUCUGAUGGGGUGGUGGCCAACGCGGUUGGUCUCAUUGGUGACCUCUGCACAACCUUUGGCAAAGAUGUGAUGAAGCUUGUGGAGGUUCGGCCCCAGAUCAACGACCUUCUGACUGAGGGCCGACGGUCCAAGACCAGCAAGACCAAGACCCUGGCCACCUGGGCCACCAAAGAGCUCCGCAAACUGAAGAGCCAGGCUUGAUUUGUCUCUGAUUGGGGGAACCUUAAACCUUGAGAGAAGCAGCCCAGUGGAGUGAGUUCUGUGUUUUGCACGCGCGAGUGGAAGCCGAAGAGCGGUGUGUGCUGGCCUGAGUGUCUGAGUGAGAGCGAGUGAGAGCGAGAACGAGCGAGUGUACGUGACGAAUGACAUCACACCACCUUCUGAGUACAAUUCCAGCAGUUGCCGGCAGACAAACAGCACCCCCAAUCCCUUACCCAUCACCCUCCCAACCCCCACCUCAAAAAAAGGAGAGAUGAAGCAAAAAAAUAACCCUCCUUUCACCCUCCAAAUCUCUGCCCUUUCACCUGUGGACUCUGACCCAAGAAGGACAACAUGAACUGGAUUGCUGUAGCUGACUAGCUCCUAUACAGGCUCUUAUUAAACAACAAUUUAGUCAACAGCAGGACCAUGAGACUGAGGAGAGGCGUGGCUAACUGCCAAAAUGUGGUUUCUCUAUGCUCAUGCAAAGACUCCUUUACCCAUCCAACGGAUAUACGGAACCGCCCCCACCACCACCACCAAAUUUUCUUUGCGGGGUUGGUUUUUACUUCCUUAUUAUUUUUUUGCCCGCUUUAUAAGCGCUGUUUUUCUGACUCGAUGGAAUCUGUUUAAGUGACGAUCGCUUCCAAUCAUAUGUGGAAAGAGCAGGGAGGAAGGGGGAGCAGAUUGCAUAACUGCCGUUCAACAAACCGGGAAGAGAUCUCUGCUGGAGUUGAAGAUGGCCAAGACUGGAUCUGGCUGGUCUGCCGAGAGUGUGUCUGUGUGUGUGAGGGGAGGGGUUUGCUGUCUCUAAACCCUGCCCCUUCUGUUCUUUCAGCUAAUAAUAAAAAAAAUAUACAUAGCUUGAUGCAAAUUCAGUGAGCUGCACUUCUGAAGCCUACAUGAGUGAGCCAAUGGCAACUACACAGGCAGGAGAUUUCCCUCUCUUACUUUCUGCAAGUGAAUCACUGACAAUUGUUCACCAUUUGUUUUUCUUUUUAAAGGUAACUUUUUUUUUUUUCUCUCCCCCCCCCUCCUUUUUCUUAUCAGUGUGGGCUAUUAAGGUUUGCAGAACCUUUUCAGUAGCCUUAGCUAGGAGAGAAUAUCGUAACUCAAAGCAAAGACUGGUUGUUUUUAGCACUGUUGGGAAUGCACAUGGGGUCAUCUUAGGAAGAGGGUGAAGGCACUAGAUUCAAAGAAACACGGAGGUCUCCCAAACAAUUUUUUUAAAUGCAGGGAAAAAGUGCCAAAUUCAUAAUUCAGAAUGGGCUGGAAGGUUAAUUUUGUGGUUUAAUGAAUUGUAGAAGAGGAUGAUGCACUCAAUUUCUAAAUGCAAAAUGAGCCUGGGAUUGAUCUGGUGUGACCUGUUUUAAUUAGGAUCUGCUUGGGAUUUCAGCCCUGUUUGGCUUUCUUGCUGCACUUGGUUGGAAAAGGGAGACUUCCAAGCUUGAUUUAAAAAGAAAAAAAGAGAAUCAGAUGUUUGUAUAAGGUUAUAUUUUUCCAUUUCUCUGAAAGAACCCACAAUAAAAUUAUAUCAAACAUUCCCCUAUCAGUUGUGGUACUUCAGGUUAAUUUAUUUCUCUCUGCUCUACCAGGGAGUGAAAAACUGCUUUGGUUUCCACACCUAGGUUCCAGCCAGGAUCCUUGUUUGAUUUCUUGAAGCAGGAUUUUUUUUCCCCCUUUGUUUGCCUCCCCUCCUGAUUCUAACAGUGGAAGUGUCCCUUCUGAGGAGAGCUGACCGCGUGUAGAAAACGUCACAUGAUUUACCUGCUUUUCAUAAUGUGUUAGAUAAUUAACUGUACAGGAAAGAAGAGCAUUCCAGCUUGAUCAAAUUACUUUUGCGAUGUUCACAUUGCACAAGUUGUGAACGCUCAAGCCAUCUUGUGCUUGUAAAGGUCCUUAUAAAGCUAAUAAAUGACUAAAGUCAUGAAA